This is a messenger RNA of Octopus sinensis (East Asian common octopus), 749 nucleotides long. RefSeq lists its product as uncharacterized. NCBI's taxonomy places the organism in Eukaryota, Metazoa, Mollusca, Cephalopoda, Octopoda, Octopodidae. The record is from RefSeq and is a predicted model, not a curated record. The transcript has 2 exons. Bases 13 to 705 code for a protein of 230 amino acids.
AAGAGACAUUUCAUGAAACGCAAAGUGAAAGAUCGGAGCGUUCGCUGGCGCUGCACACGGAAAGGCUGUGACCAGUCUCUAUCUGUUAGGAAAGGUACAUGGCUGGAAGGCACCUCGCUUCCUCUGCGAACUAUCCUCCUUUUCUUGUAUUCUUGGGUGAAGAAGCUGACCACGAUACGUUAUUGUUAUGAAGAGCUGGGUGUGAGUCACACUGCAGCUGUUGACUACACCAGCUGUUUAAGAGAAGUCUGUGCAGAGGACUUACUCUUCAACCCAGUUCAGAUAGGUGGUCCUGGGAAGGUUGUCGAGAUAGACGAGACAGUCUUCUCGAGGAGGAAAUGUAGACUUGGAGGUCGGCCGCCCCACCAGUGGGUCUAUAAAGGAGUGUGUCGCAAGGCCAAGCAGGUUUUUCUCUAUACAAUAACAUGUCGGGAUCGCGACACACUCGAAGAAUGCAUCCGCCAAUCGGUUCUCCCCGGAACCACGGUCAUUAGUGAUCUGUGGAGAUCUUACUCUCAUAUUCCGGAGAUCGAGGGUUAUCAAUUUCGCCAUAAAGCAGAGAAGCACGGUGCUCUGGAAGGCCCUUGGGCCUGUGUUAAGCAGAGUUCUAUGAUUGACUCCGGUCUCUGUGAAAUUAUGUGGCGCAAAAGGUACGAAGGUUGCGAUCUUUUUGAAAAACUGUUAGCGGGGAUUGCAAGAUUUUAAAAUCUUGAUUGUAUAUAUUCGUGGGGGGCGAUUUUUCUUUUUUU